This is a messenger RNA of Pseudomassariella vexata, 927 nucleotides long. RefSeq lists its product as uncharacterized. The coding region runs from base 1 to 927 and encodes 308 amino acids. The record is from RefSeq and is a predicted model, not a curated record. Gene Ontology annotation, biological process: L-ascorbic acid biosynthetic process. NCBI's taxonomy places the organism in Eukaryota, Fungi, Ascomycota, Sordariomycetes, Amphisphaeriales, Pseudomassariaceae. Gene Ontology annotation, molecular function: gluconolactonase activity; calcium ion binding. The transcript has 2 exons.
AUGUCUACCACGUCGGGUAUCCAGCAAUGGGAGGUCAAGGAGCCAUACCUCAACCUUCACUGUGGCCUCGGCGAGGGUCCAUACUACGAGAAGGCGACCAACAGCUUGCGAUUCGUCGAUAUCAAGAACAAGCGACUGCACACGGUGGAUUUGACCAAGGGUCCCGAAUCGGUCACCACGCUGCAGUUCGAUGUUCCCGUCACGGUUACUGCGGACAUCGAGGGCGUAGACCCGCGUGAGAAAAUCCUCAUCGGCGCAAAGUAUGGAAUCGCCGUGUUGGACCGCAAGACGGGCAAAUACGAGUACAUCGCGAAUUUCGAGGCUACCCAGCAUAAGGAGCGUCUUAGGAGCAACGAUGGCGCUGUUGACCCCCACGGACGGUUUUGGUUGGGCACCAUGACGGAUUUCGGUCUGGGCGAUGUUCUCCCUGAAGGAUCUCUCCACUUGUUCGCAGGAGGCAAGGCGACCCAGAACGUACGGCACCCCGUCUCGAUCCCCAACUCAGUCAGCUGGUCCCUGGACGGCAAGACCAUGUACUUCACGCACUCGACGGCCCGGACGCUCUACAGCUUCGACUACUCGGAAGCUGACGACGCCCUCACCAAUGAGCGUGUGUUCUACGUGCACGAUGGACCCGGAGAGCCGGAUGGGCACCGCAUCGAUGCUGAGGGCAACCUGUGGACGGCUGUUUAUGGCGAGUCGUGCGUCCUCAAGGUAUCGCCCCAAGGCAAACUCGUUGGGAAGAUCAAGCUACCGACCAAGAAUGUGACUUGUGUCGAAUUUGUCGGAAGCGAGUUGUUCAUCACGACCGCGGGGAUGGCCGAGGGUGAGGGCACGCCCGAAGAAGUGGAUCUCAGUGGUGGGUUGUACAGGAUCGACGUGGGGAUCAAGGGGACAGCGCCGUUUGAGUACAGAUUAGGAGCGUAG